This is a messenger RNA of Cuscuta epithymum, 1208 nucleotides long. NCBI's taxonomy places the organism in Eukaryota, Viridiplantae, Streptophyta, Magnoliopsida, Solanales, Convolvulaceae. The record is from the annotation of a GenBank genome assembly.
AAAAUGUUAUGAAUCGUAGCAGCCAUUAAACAAAAUAAAGAAAUUGAAUGGGCUCCUCUCUCUUAAUGAGAUCCAAUUGUGUGGUUCAAACUGAGAGAGACUAGCUUAACUUAUCCAAUCAUUGACUGUGAUUUCCAAUUGUCCCUCUAGGUUGUGCUCUACCCAUCUUUCUUCAACACGAUCAGGUUGCAAUCUUGCAUACUAAAAAAGAACCUCCUGUAGAAAUCCAUGGCUUCUUCAUCAGUUUCACCCAUCACUGCUCAGAUAUGCUCGAUCAAGAAUGGUGCUUUCGCUACUCCCCAAGCAGUGAUGGCGAAACCCGCGAAGAGCGCCAGCUUGAGGACAAAGGGGUUGAGAGUCACGGCCAUGGCCACUAGUAUUCCGGCAGACGAUAGAGUGCCUGAUAUGGGUAAGAGGAAGCUCAUGAACUUGCUUCUCUUGGGUGCCAUUUCUCUCCCCACUGCUGCGUUGGUGGUACCUUACGCAUCCUUCUUUGUACCUCCUGGGUCAGGAGGUGGAAGUGGCGGCAUCAUUGCCAAGGAUGCCAUAGGGAAUGACGUCAUUGCUUCUGAGUGGCUAAAGUCCCAUGGACCUGGGAAUCGUACCCUCACUCAGGGAUUGAAGGGAGACCCAACAUACCUAGUUGUGGAGAAUGACGGGACACUAGCAACGUAUGGCAUCAAUGCGGUUUGCACCCACCUGGGCUGUGUGGUUCCUUGGAAUGCUGCCGAGAACAAAUUCAUGUGUCCUUGCCAUGGCUCUCAAUACGACAACCAAGGCAAAGUUGUUCGAGGGCCAGCUCCUUUGUCCUUGGCCUUAGCUCAUGCAGACAUUGAUGAUGAUAAGGUAGUGUUCAUUCCCUGGGUUGAGACUGAUUUCAGAACGGGCGAAGCUCCAUGGUGGGCAUAGAUGUUUUUUCUACAAAUCAAUUGGUGUCUUCUCAUUACACUUGUAGCCAACCCAUCCCUUCCAACAUGCUACUAGCUUCACUUUACCCUGUAGUGGUAGUAGUACACUAGUACAUAUGAUCAUUGUAUUUUUUUUUAUGAGUGAUGUCAAAGUAAUAUUAUAACAUAAAAUGUCUUAAACAAGAGUGCAAUUAAUGUGAAUUCGAAAUUAGGAGUACUAUAUUUACACUUAUUAUUAUUGUGCUUAGAAAAUAGUCAAAUACUGUCAAUUUUGUCAAUGAUAUUGUCUUAUUUAUCUCA